This is a messenger RNA of Neurospora crassa OR74A, 984 nucleotides long. RefSeq lists its product as hypothetical. The transcript is spliced from 3 exons. Gene Ontology annotation, molecular function: nucleic acid binding. Lineage: Eukaryota; Fungi; Ascomycota; Sordariomycetes; Sordariales; Sordariaceae. The coding region runs from base 1 to 984 and encodes 327 amino acids. The record is from RefSeq and is a predicted model, not a curated record.
AUGAGUAACCAGGACGGCCGCUCCCAGGCUGGUUCUCCGUCCAAUGAGGGCGCCCGAGCCCGGAGGGAGUUCCGGCCCAUGGACGCGAUCCUUGUUGACCGUGCUCCUCUAACUGAGGAGGAGAAGGAAGCUCGAAAAGCCCGUGGCUUUUCGGAGAAUUAUAUGGGGGACUACAACAAUGAGAGGAACAAGUCCGCGGACAUCCCGGACGACCAGAAUUGUUCCCUGUACAUUACAGGGCUCCCACUCAACGUCACAGUGCGGGAUAUCUUCGACGAUAUCCGCGACAUCGGCAAAGUGUACUCGCUGCACAUCUCACCGAGGAGUGACAGUCACUCGAAGGCUGCUGCCGCCGUUGUUUUCUUUACUCGAGCCGCUGCGGAGCGGUUCUACAACCGUUUUAAGACAAGAGACAAUCCGACUGUCCGCUGGGGCGGUGCGGUCGCCAACCCAGGCCGCAUCCUGGGUCGAAUGCCUGUGAAUGUAGUCUGGAACCAGGUAAAGGCCGCACCUUUUACUGAGCGAGAACACGUUACACGGGUCAUACAAGUUGAGGGCCCUUCCGAUAUCGUGAAUGAGCAAUUUCUCCUGUCGUAUUUUCGGACCAAGUGCCGAUUCGAUAUGGAGGAUAUCUCAGUCCUUUGGGAAGGCUUCUGCGACGUACCUGUGAGCGGAGGACAACCUCCCGCUCCCUCAGCUGCUUCCGUUCACGCCGAGCCACCUGCUCAGGCCCCGGCAAGACGCCAGGGUCGAGCUCUCGCAUCGACUAACUGGCGUGAGCGUGCUCACCCAGUCACUGCUGAGCCUGAGGCAGAACCUCAGGAAAAUGCUGCUGUUCCCACCACUCGCACACACAGCAGAAUUAUGGAGUUCCGGUUCGGGACCGUCAAGGGCCAGGCACUGGCCUGUAGGAUGGCCUUGGACUGGGAGUUCAAGGAGAGAGGGGUCAUGUGCCGUUAUGGCCAAGACCCUUGCGGCCCUUGA